Molecule: messenger RNA, 4913 nt
Organism: Brachypodium distachyon (stiff brome)
Lineage: Eukaryota; Viridiplantae; Streptophyta; Magnoliopsida; Poales; Poaceae
Product: ABC transporter G family member 41
Exons: 23
Coding region: 196-4587 (1463 amino acids)
Cellular component (GO): membrane
Molecular function (GO): ABC-type transporter activity; ATP hydrolysis activity; ATP binding
Source: RefSeq, a predicted model, not a curated record
UAAUAUCAUAACUAACUGCAUGAAUGAAGAGUCAAUGGCAUCACCCAUAAUUAACUAAUCAAGGUUCUCUGAUAGAUAGAUACAUCACAUCAACUAGCUAGUAUUAAUACACGGGAGGGAAUGAAGCUAGCUAAGCAAAUUGAAUUGAGAUAAGUAAACUAGCUCUCCUAGAUCAAGGAAGGUGGCCUGAGAAAGAUGCAGCAGGGUGAUGAUGAACAAGAAGAGAUAGCAGCAGUAGUACCAGACAAUGAAUCAGACAAGAAGAAGGCGUUGAGGGACGCACUCUCCAACUCCUCCUCCUUUUCAUUGUCAUUGUCUUUGAGGAGGAGAGGGGAUGAGUUGCAUGAGCAGCAUGCUGGUUCUCGCCGGGACGAUGAAGCUGAGCUGAAAUGGGCGGCCAUCGAGCGGCUGCCCACCAUGGACAGGCUCCACACCUCCCUCCCUCUCCAUGCCAACAAUGCCGGUCCAGUGGAUGUGCGGAGUCUGGGGGUGGCGGAGCGGCGGGCAUUGGUUCACACCCUCAUCGGCGACAUCCACGACGACAACCUCCGGCUGCUCCGGGAACAGCAGCAUAGGAUGGACAGGGUGGGCGUGCACCAGCCCACGGUGGAGGUCCGGUGGCAGAACCUGUGUGUCGACGCCGAAUGCCAGGUCGUCCACGGCAAGCCCAUCCCCACGCUCCUCAACUCCGCCAUCUCCACACUCUCGGUGCUCACCACCAUGCUGGGCAUGGGAUUCAACCGUAACCAAGAAAGGAUCCACAUCGUCAAACAUGCCACAGGCAUCCUCAACCCUUCCAGGAUGACCCUUCUUCUUGGACCCCCAGGCUGUGGCAAAACGACCCUCUUGCUAGCACUUGCAGGAAAGCUCAACAAAAAUCUCAAGGUAACAGGAGAAAUUGAAUACAACGGUGUCAAGCUGCAAGGGUUUGUUCCGGAGAAGACAGCGGCUUACAUUAGUCAGUAUGAUCUUCAUGUCCCUGAGAUGACUGUCAGGGAGACGCUCGACUUCUCUGCAAGAUUCCAGGGUGUUGGCAGCAGAGCAGAAAUCAUGAAGGAAGUCAUUAGAAGGGAGAAGGAGGCUGGGAUUACCCCAGAUCCUGACAUAGAUACAUACAUGAAGGCAAUAUCUAUGGAAGGUUUAGAAGGAAGCAUGCAAACAGACUACAUUAUGAAGAUCAUGGGACUUGACAUAUGCGCUGAUAUAUUGGUAGGGGAUGCCAUGAGAAGAGGUAUUUCAGGUGGCGAGAAGAAAAGACUAACAACAGGAGAGAUGAUAGUAGGACCCUCAAAAGCGCUCUUCAUGGAUGAAAUAUCAACUGGGCUGGACAGUUCUACCACCUUCCAAAUUGUGUCUUGCCUCCAACAGCUAGCUCAUAUAUCAGAAUCCACAGUACUGGUCUCACUCCUUCAACCAGCACCAGAGACUUACGAACUUUUUGAUGAUAUUAUCUUGAUGGCUGAAGGACAAAUCAUAUACCAUGGUGCCAAGAGUUGCAUUAUGAAUUUCUUUGAAUCAUGUGGGUUUAAGUGCCCGGAGAGAAAAGGAGCCGCUGACUUUCUUCAGGAGGUUUUGUCAAAAAAAGAUCAACAGCAAUAUUGGAGCCGUACCGAAGAAAGAUAUAGUUUCGUUACAGUUGAUCAAUUCUGUGACAAGUUCAAAGCAUCUCAAAGUGGUCAGAAUCUUACCGAAGAGCUUUCAAAGCCGUAUGACAAAUCAAAAGGACAUAAAAAUGCCCUAUCCUUCAGUAUCUACUCAUUAUCGAAGUGGGAUCUCCUUAAGGCAUGUUUUGCACGGGAGCUUCUUCUUAUGAAAAGGAAUGCCUUCCUCUACAUAACAAAAGCCGUUCAGCUUGGACUACUCGCUGUUAUUACUGGCACAGUAUUUCUGCGCACACGUAUGGACGUUGACAGGGUUCAUGCUACGUACUAUAUGGGUUCACUCUUCUAUGCGCUCCUGCUGCUGAUGGUGAAUGGAUUCCCUGAGCUGGCCAUGGCAAUUAGCAGACUUCCGGUCUUCUACAAACAGAGAGACUACUACUUCUAUCCUGCGUGGGCUUAUGCAAUACCAUCUUUUAUCCUAAAGAUUCCAGUCUCUUUAGUUGAGUCAGUAGCUUGGACAUCAAUAUCCUACUACCUGAUUGGCUACACUCCAGAAGCAUCAAGUUUUUUCCGUCAGCUCCUUGUCCUCUUCCUCAUCCACACCGUAUCAUUAUCAAUGUUUCGAUGUGUUGCCUCAUACUGCCAAACAAUGGUGGCUGGUUCAGUCGGUGGUACGAUGGCAUUUCUAGUCAUCCUUCUAUUUGGGGGUUUCGUAAUUCCUCGCUUGUGCCAUAUUGCUACAGCAUUUCUGCCAAAUUGGUUAAAGUGGGGAUUUUGGCUCUCUCCACUGUCAUAUGCUGAAAUAGGAUUGACUGGAAAUGAGUUUUUGGCACCUAGAUGGUCAAAGAUUAUGGUAUCUGGUGUAACUCUUGGAAGGAGGAUACUAAUUGAUCAAGGGCUAGACUUCUCAAGAUACUUCUACUGGAUUUCAAUUGGAGCAUUGAUUGGGUUUAUUUUGUUGUUCAAUGCAGGCUUCGCCAUCGGCUUGACUAUUAAAAACCUUCCAGGAACUUCUCGAGCUAUUAUCUCUCGUAAUAAGCUUACCACAUUUGGCGGAAGUGUCCAAGAUAUGUCCAAGGAUACGAAAAAAGGGAUGCCUCAGUUACAAGCAGAAACUGUUUCGACACCUAACAGGACAGGGAGGAUGGUGUUGCCCUUCACACCCCUGGUAAUAUCAUUCCAGGAUGUCAACUACUAUGUAGACACUCCUGCGGAAAUGAGGGAGCAUGGUUAUAUGGAAAAGAAACUACAGCUACUCCACAAUAUCACAGGAGCAUUCCAACCAGGGGUUCUCUCGGCGCUCAUGGGGGUUACUGGAGCUGGGAAAACAACACUCCUUGAUGUUCUUUCUGGAAGGAAAACGGGCGGUACUAUUGAAGGGGAUAUAAGAAUAGGAGGUUAUCCUAAAAUUCAGCAAACCUUUGCUCGGAUAUCAGGUUACUGUGAACAAACUGAUGUUCAUUCCCCACAAAUCACAGUGGGCGAGUCAGUUGCAUAUUCAGCCUGGUUGCGCCUUCCACCGGAAAUUGAUGCAAAAACAAGAAAUGAAUUUGUCAAUGAAGUUCUUGAAACAAUUGAGUUGGAUGAAAUUAGAGAUGCUUCGGUUGGAAUACCGGGGGUAAAUGGACUAUCGACAGAGCAACGGAAACGGCUCACUAUUGCAGUCGAGCUAGUGUCUAACCCUUCAAUCAUAUUCAUGGAUGAGCCAACAUCAGGCUUGGACGCAAGGGCAGCUGCUAUUGUCAUACGUGCAGUGAAGAACGUUGCAGACACAGGUCGAACAGUUGUGUGCACCAUUCACCAACCAAGUAUUGAGAUAUUUGAGGCAUUUGAUGAGUUGAUGCUGAUGAAAAGGGGUGGAGAGUUGAUAUAUGCUGGGCCACUUGGACACCAUUCAUGUAAGAUCAUCCAAUACUUCCAGGCAAUACCUGGGGUACCAAGGAUCAAGGACAACUACAACCCAUCAACAUGGAUGCUGGAAGUAACUUCUGCAUCUAUGGAAGUUCAACUGGGAGUAGAUUUUGCACAAAUGUACAGGGAAUCAGCAAUGCACAAGGACAAGGGCAUGCUGGUGAAGCACUUGAGCAUACCAAUUCCGGGCACGAGUGACCUCCAUUUCCCAACACGGUUUCCGCAGAAGUUUCGGGAGCAAUUCAAAGCUUGCCUCUGGAAGCAGUGUUUGUCGUAUUGGAGAACCCCUUCAUACAACCUAGUGCGAAUGGUGUUCAUAACUGUCGCCUGUAUUUUCUUCGGUGCAUUGUUCUGGCAGCAAGGCAAUAUCAACCACAUAAACGACCAGCGGGGUUUGUUCACCAUAUUGGGGUGCAUGUAUGGAGUCACUCUGUUCACCGGCAUCAACAACUGCCAAUCAGUGAUGCCAUUUGUCUCCAUUGAGCGCUCCGUCGUGUAUAGGGAGAGGUUUGCAGGGAUGUACUCUCCUUGGGCCUACUCCUUUGCACAGGUUGCCAUGGAGGUUCCUUAUGUGCUGGUGCAGGUUGUCCUGUUCAUGUUGAUAGCAUACCCGAUGAUAGGGUAUGCAUGGACAGCAGCAAAGUUUUUUUGGUUCAUGUACACCAUGUCGUGCACGCUGCUCUACUUCCUCUACCUGGGAAUGAUGAUGGUGUCGCUCACCCCCAACAUCCAAGUUGCAUCUAUACUUGCAUCCAUGUUCUACACCCUACAAAACCUCAUGUCCGGCUUCAUUGUACCUGCGCCACAAAUACCAAGAUGGUGGAUAUGGCUCUACUACAUCUCCCCAAUGUCAUGGACGCUCAAUGUCUUCUUCACCACACAAUUCGGGGAUGACAACGACAGGAUGAUCGUCGUGUUUGGAGAGACUAAGUCCGUUACAGCAUUCAUGAGAGACUACUUUGGUUUUCGCCGUGACCUUCUGCCACUGGCAGCCGUGGCUCUGGCGGCAUUUCCCAUCCUCUUUGCUGUCCUGUUCGGUUACAACAUCUCAAAGCUCAACUUCCAAAGGCGAUAGACCGACUUCAAAGUAGUAAAACAGUAGCACGAUACAGAAUAGAUAUUGUACACACAUGGACCUCUUUGUACUUCAAAAAUUGAAAGCCAUGUAUUUUUGUGUGUAUCUGAUACAUAAAUAGUACACCAGAAUUCCAGUAGUAGCUAGCAUUUGAGGAGCUGUGUGAUAUGUUAUUAAUAGAGGCUCUUUCUUCUUAGAUCAUUUCUUUUGUUAUCUUGUAAAUUUGUAAUGCAAGUCUUGUAUUGAUGAAAAAACACAAUAUUUUCUAGAACAUAUAUUGUACAUACAGUUCUGAAGGGUAGAAUGAUCAACAAAGAUUCUUAUUC